AUGGAGAUAUCAAGCGACACGGUUGUUUUGGAAAGCUGCGAUGGCCGAGGUAUUUUUACCUCUGCGCCAAUAUUGUGCUUGGCGCUGCUAGCAGCUCUAUGGGCCAGCUGCGUCGUUGGCGUUGUUAUCUACAGGAUCUUUUUGCACCCUCUCGCCCACCUACCAGGGCCCAAGAUUGCAGCUGCCACUUUUUUAUACGAGAUAGCCUGGGACUACUUUGGGGAUGGCGCCUACCUCUACGAGAUAGAAAAGAUGCACAAAAAAUACGUACUGGCAGGGCCGAUCGUUCGAGUAAACCCCCACGAGGUAUCGAUUUACGAUCCGACCUACUACAACACCGUGUACGUGGGAGGUGCCAUCAGACGCACAGAUGCGCAUCCGGCCUUUGGAGACGGCAUGGAUUUCAACGGCUCUCACGGCAUGACAGUCAAUCAUCAUCAUCACAGGCUCCGGCGAAAGCCCAUGGAGCCCUUCUUCUCAAAGAAUGGCGUCGCCCAGCUGGAGCCUAGGCUAUGCGAGCUAACGGUCACGCUUGUCCAGCGGCUACUCGAAUACAAGGGCGUCGGCAAGGUCAUCAGACUCGAUCACGUAUUUACUGCCAUGGCAGGUGAUGUGGUUAAUGCCGUUUGUGUAGCCAAGCCUACCAUGUCUUUUUUGCGACAUGAGGAUUUCAACCCUGACUGGUUCAAUCUGUUCCACACGCUCAUCAAAUCAAUGCCCGUCUUUAUGAACUUUCCUUGGAUUAUUAGAAUAGUGCGGCUUGUUCCCACUGCGCUGUUGCAGCGAUUAGAUCCUCGAAGUCAGAUGUUUCGGGAUUGGAGAGAGAUGUCAGUUGACCAUAUAGUCGAUGUCAAGAAGCGCAAAGAGAGUGGCAAAACCUUUGUGAACCGGGAUUCCAAGAUGCGCUGCGACACGCUGUUUGAACAUCUGAUUAAUAGCGAUCUGCCAGAGUCGGAGCUGUCGGUGGAGCGGCUGGCGUCCGAAGCCCAGGUCGUCAUGGGCGCUGGUACUGUUACGACGGCCCGCACCAUGGACUACCUAGCUGUCCACAUUCUGCUCAACGACCGAGUGCAUACGCGUUUGCGCCAAGAGCUUAAGGAGCCCAUGAAGGACUUUCCUGAAAAGAUGCCACCUCUGGCUGAGCUCGAGCAGCUGCCGUACCUGCAGGCUUGUAUUAAAGAGGCCCUCCGCCUAAGUCCAGGCUUGACACACCGACUGCCUCGCGUGUCACCCGACACUGACCUCGUCUACAGGGGAUGGACAAUUCCACGAGGGACCCCUGUGGGCAUGUCGGCAUGGUAUAUGCACACAGACCCCAACGUUUACCAAGAUGCCAUGACAUUUCGCCCUGAACGCUGGCUGGAAAAUGUCACUCCCGAGAUGCACAGGAAUUAUGUGCCUUUUUCCAAGGGCUCGCGUCGAUGCCUCGGGUCUGAGUUGGCAUAUGCCGAAAUCACGAUGGUGUUUGCAGCCCUUUUUGGUCCACAGGGCCCCAAGCUGAAGCUGUACGAGACAGACGCCUCAGAUGCGGAUCCCGCAUGCGCCUUUCUGCUCCCACUGCCCAGAUUGAGUAGCAAGGGGAUCAGAGUCAUGGUUGAGCCUUGA
Pyricularia grisea is the source of this 1605-nucleotide messenger RNA. RefSeq lists its product as uncharacterized. The transcript has 8 exons. Lineage: Eukaryota; Fungi; Ascomycota; Sordariomycetes; Magnaporthales; Pyriculariaceae. The record is from RefSeq and is a predicted model, not a curated record. Gene Ontology annotation, molecular function: heme binding; monooxygenase activity; oxidoreductase activity, acting on paired donors, with incorporation or reduction of molecular oxygen. The coding region runs from base 1 to 1605 and encodes 534 amino acids.